CGCUCGGCCAAAAGAGUGAGAGGGUUGAACACAAAGUGAGAGAUCGGUGAGUAAAGAGACUAGAGGUCCACUUGGAGCGAGGCCGUGCGCUGGUUUCUGGAGUUGUGUGGAACCCCAUCCCUCGGAGGACUUGACACCCACCACAGAACCAUGUACAGUGGAUAUGGAGGGAGUCCAUCCCGAACCCUUUCCACCAUGUCGCUGUCUGUUCGCCCCGCCAGGCGCCUCAACACCAGAUCCAUCACUAGGAGCCAGAGCUUCGCCGGAGUCAACACCUACGACAAGACCUACAGGACCUUGUCGGUGUUCGGCGCUCCGGUUCUCAGCAGGAAGCCCAGCAGAGCCAGCAGGAUGUUCAUCAUGUCCAAGGCCAACCCACCGCCUAAGGUUCCUCAGCCGGAGCGACUGGACCUGGUCUACGAGGCCCUGAAGAAAGGCCUUAAGUCCUACCUGCAGGUCCAUCAGGUGGACUUGGACAGCCUCAGCAGACAGAUAAAAGAAUCCAAGAGGAACUCCAGACUGGGUUUCCUGUAUGAACUGGACAAGCAAGUGAAGGUGACGGAGAGAUACAUAAGACGACUGGAGUUCCACCUCAGCAAGAUCGAGGAGCUGUAUGACGCGUACUGCCUCCACCGGAGACUCCGGGACGGAGCCAGCAAGAUGGUGAAGGCGUAUACGGCCUCGCAUCUCAGCAAGGAGGCCCGGGAGAGUUUAGCAGAGGCCAACAAAGGAUACAAGGAGUACACAGAGAACAUGUGUUUGCUGGAGAGCGACCUGGAGAACCAGCUGGGAGAGUUCCACAUCAGGAUGAAAGGUCUGGCCGGAUUUGCUCGAUUAUGUUCCGGUGACCAGUAUGAGAUCUUCAUGAAGUACGGUCGCCAGCGGUGGAAGCUCCGCGGCCGAAUAGAGAUCAACGGAAAGCAGGUGUGGGACAGUGAAGACAUGGUAUUCGUGCCGCUCGUCAGUGACUUCCUGUCUGUGAAGGUGACGGAGCUGAAAAGCUUAGCCAAUCACGUAGUGGUAGGGAGUGUUUCCUGCGAGACCAAGGACCUGUUUGCCGCCCUCCCCCAGACGGUUGCCGUGGAUAUUAAUGACCUCGGGACCAUUAAACUCAGCCUGGAAGUCACUUGGAAUCCAUUUGAUAAAGAUGACCAGGGAUCAGUGGCGAGCACCGUCAACAAAGCUCCAACUGUCAGCAAGAGAAUCUCCACCAUCUUCAACCAGAGUCCUCCUGACACGCCAUCUUUACGCGAACAAGCCUUCUACUCUCUGCCUCGAGGCGUGAAUAUGCGGCAGCACUGGCCGCUGCUGGACAUUUUCAGAGACACGCUUAGCCAGAGCUGCUCCUGUCGCGACAGCUCGCCAACCAGACCGCCCAGUGCAAACAUGCUGCGCCGCCACGAAGAGGUCGACAACGGGACCGCGUGGUCCAAUUCAUCAGAAUCUUCCGAUGACUCCUCCAGUCCUCGGCUUUCUGUGGGGGGGCUACGCAACUCUACACACCACAAGUCGGUGGUGGUAACGCCAGACAUCCAGCCAGCUGCGAGCGGGAGCUCCUCCCCGCAGCCCGACAUCUCCUCAACUCCAAACUCCACCCACAAAGUCAGCAACAUCAGGGGGGAUCCCAACACAUCCAGAAACCGAACGCAGAGCGACAGGGAAGAGGAAGAGGGGGCGGUCACUGUGAUGACUAGCCCUGACGGCGAGGAAGAUGACGCAGGGAAACAGUCUUCCACGAUGGCAGAUGGGGCGACGACCAUCGGCCACGCCUCCCGGAGCUUCUCGCGGUCUCUCAGCCACAUCAGCGAAAACAGCGCCGACGGUGUCAUGGUGACGGACAGGUCAGCCGACUCCGGGGAGGCAAUGUCUUUGGCCUCGGGGCUGUCCGUCAACGACAUCGAGAUGGAGCUGCCCGGCAGAACUCCGCCCAGCGGCAUCGCCUCGGACUCCGACAUGUCACAAACCGGGCUCAUAACGCCCGACGACGUCAAGGAUCAGCACAGGAAGCAACUAGACACAUCCGUCACCGUCCCGUCACCCUCCCCUCCCAGGACUAAAGCAGUGGACUCUAACACUCCAUCACAGAUGAACACACACCCACCGCCAGAGAGCAACACGCGCCCAGAGAGCGGCGACGUGUCCUACAUAGCCCGGUGGGUGGUGGUGGAGGAGGAGACUGCGGCGGCGGGAGUAGACUGUCUAUCCGGAGAGGGAGACGGUCUGGUGGACAGUGGGCUGGAGGACGCCCUCACUGCUGUGGUUUCCUCUAUGGAUGAUUACCGAGGACAGUUCCCCGAGUUACAGCUACUGGAGCAAGAGCUGCAGCUGCUGCAGGUCACACUGAAGGGCGGUAGGCACAGCCGGUUGCCCAGCGUGGUCAGCCUCACCGUGGAAACGGCUCUGUGCAGCUUUGACUUCCUCAACACGUCUGACGGGGAGGAGGAAGAGGAGAAGGGCAACAGGAGAAAGAGGAGUGGCAGGUCUCUGCGGGACAGGGAUUGGACCAGCCCCACCUCCCCCCUCACCACAGGCAGCACCCCUUUAGAUCGCUGCCUGGUGGUCCAUCUGAAGAACUGCAGCACUCAGCUGUUGUGUCUGGGGAUGUUCGGCCCUCUGCGCUGUGGGGAGAUGUUCGCCUUGGACCGCCUGCUGAGAGAGGCUCGAGUCCUGGAAAUCAUCCGACGUGUUGCCACGGGCAACCCCAACCGCCUUCGACAGCCGGCUGACGUGAUACCACAGCUGGGCCUGUGCUUGGGCGCUGUGUCGCUAUGGCAACAGUGUAUGGGGCCGGGCAGCGUGUAUAGCGUGUCUGCUGACGGCUUCCUGGAGACGCUUUCCACGCUCUACACCGGGGUGCUGCCAGAGAGGGCUGGCAACAUGGCUGACACAGUGUUCCUGAGUCUGGUGGAGCGGGUGCUGGAUCAGAGGUUACCGCGUCGAGGCGGCAGCAGAGACGGAGUGAUGGUGACGCUGUUCCAGUUGUGGAGUUACUUAGAGGCCAACAGCAUUAUAGACAUGGAGACACUCAUCACCGAGCUAGCAGAAGAAGUGUGGCUCGUGCAGAGCUUGGCGUCAUGUGACCAGGAAGUGAUCGUGCCCGCUUUGCGGUGUCCUGCCGAGUGCAGCCUGAGGAGGGAGGGGCUUCACGCUGUGGCCAAACUACUGAAAGACCCGCGAGGCAAAGUGUCGGCAUCCGCCAGCUCCGUGCUGAGGAGCCUGGCGGCCCAGCCCCCCCAGAGGGAGCAGGCUCUGGUCAGCUGUCUGGAGCUGCUGGAAGACGAGCACGUGGACACCAGAGUGUGUGGCUGCAAGGCAUUAGCGUGUCUCAAGGCCAAAGAGAGCAUCGACCAGCUGGUGUAUCUUUGUCGGACGGACAAAGAUGAAGUGAGGGACGCUGCCAAGCAAGCGCUGCUGGUGCUCGGAGAGGAGGGGAAGAUGGCCUACAGACAUGUGGAGACGUCCCAGGACGGCAUCCCCAGACUCUUUGCUCCGGGGAGCAUGGCCAGCACCGCCUUCUAACACACACGCACACACACACACACACGCUCACACUAUAUACACUGUACUUCACACUGGGCAAACCUUUUACAGUCAGUAAGCUACACCCACACCGGUGUGUGUUUCUCUCCGUGUGCAAACUACUCAGAAGGAUGAAGAGGAUGCCAGACACAAAGCCAAACCUGUUCAUAAAGGUCUAGAGAGCUAUGUAUAGUCCCUUUGGCCGAUAAUUCACACUCUGAUGUUGAGUUCCUUGUUUUAGGGUGAUUCCUCUCCACGUGGCCCCUUAUAGGCCCAUUAAAUGAAAACCACUCCUGAUAGAUACAAGACGGCUCUAGUUUUGAACACUGGGACCAGCCUGCAGUGUGACCCAUACAUGAUCUUAUACAGAAAAUCAACAUUCAUCACUCAUAGAUAUGUAAUAUAUAAUAACUUUGAUACAAUAUGCUGGAGGUGUUUCCCCCCCCCCCCCCAAAUAUGUAUUUUUUUGGGUUUUCUGAGGUGGUCUUCGGGCUGUUUUUACUUGACACUCUGGUAUGUAGAACACACAACGAUGUAGUCUGGAUUCGGGACUAACAUGUCUCACAUCCCUUAAUGCCAACGGGACUUGAGUUACCUCAGAAGUUAACUUGAUUUUGAUGGCCUUAAAAUGUAGAGCUGGAUCUUUUUGCGGGCUGGCUGUGGUGACCACCACCAGGUUGCAGUCCAGACUGGUCCACACACGUAUGGUUUUGAUUCCGAGUGCACAUGGAACCAAAUCAAGACCCCGACCAGCGACCACUAAAGGAAGCCGGUGCCCUUUCAAAGUCCUUCUUACUGUUGUUUUUCACUGUUUAAAAAAAAAUCUUCCAUAGUAUUAGAAACAUAGUAUUUAUGUGGCAUACCCGAGUAGGACUGAGACUGCAAACCUCUGCACUCCAGGGUGGAGGAGCUGAAGCGGUGACCACUUCACUGGAGCAUAAGAACAAUGGGAUGGACUCAAACAGGAGGAGGCGUUGCUUUGUUCUCCUAAAUAUAGAUCUUCUUAGUGAGGUCACAGCGACCUUUUACGACCAAAUGGCGAUCACUUCACCUUGAAGGCGUUCCUGAGCCACGGCAUCCACCAGAAUGGGACAAAUGGGUGUAGAGAGAGAACUGGAACCGGAUUUAGAGGCGUAGCUUCGUUUAUUCAUAAUUGAAGGUUUCCUUGAAGCUGCUCGUUCGCAUGAAGGAAAGCAACUCUGGAUUCAGCCAUCGGUGCAUCUCACAUGAUUUAAAAGAGCACUAGGAAGUGGAUUUACCCUAAAAGAGAAAAUAAAUACAUGCUAAUGUACCAGUCGCUAAUGUACCAGUCUGCUUGAGCCCUGUGGCAUCACGUGACCUUUUUCAAUUGUUUUUAUAACGGACAGUGCACAUUAAUAAAUACAUUUCUGAAAAUGUGCCAGACUAGAAGCUAUUUUUCAUCUGUCGUCCCGAGAGGCAGACGUCAUAAAACAUGACCCAGAGGUUCAGGACUAACUAUCUUCAAAGGUCUUUCUGGGGGACGGACAAACUGAAAGACACAACAAAAGAAGGAAAGAUUGUCCUACUUCCAAGGCGGCGUCUGACUCGCAUCUGAAAUUGUCCGACAUAACUUGAGGCGUCAGCACUUUGUGUCCAGGCGUUGAAAAACAGAAACAUCAGGAAAUCCACCAAGAAUAUGGACGGAACCUCGAAGAUCUUUUUUUUUUUGAGUACUCGCCCCUCCUUAACGUGUUGCAUCACAGGUUGACUUGGGAGUGACCUGCAGGUCACAUGACUGUUGAUGGGCAGAUGGACUGCAUGUGUGGACUUGAUGGGAACAUAUAGAUUCAUGUGGAUAUAUAUAUAUAUAUUCAUUUAUAUAUAUAUAUUAUAAAUAUAUAUAUGUGUAGAUAUGUAUGUAUAUAUAUUCAUUUAUAUAUAUGUAUGUAUAUAUAUAUAUAUAUUAUUCAUGUGGAAUGCUGGCACCAGAUGAAAGGGACUCUGUAUGCUGUAGUUGUGCUUAAAGCUCUAGGAAAGGCGUUAAGUUUCCAGCGAUCCGGUGCCAUCACUGUUCAUAAUACUGACACAUCAUAUUCUUUAAGGAAAUAUACAUAUACAAUGACUAUACGCCACUGGAAUUCAAUAUUCUGUGAUUGUAAAUAUUUCUUCUAAAAUCUCAACAGACUUCAUGUGUGAAUGUGUACUUUUGUUUUAUAAGAUGUGUUUGUACGGUGGGAUCUAUUAAACGAUGUGUUGACAUCCUGAAAUGUUUGAAUAUGAAUAAUCAUAAUAGAAGUGAAUUUCUAUUCAAUGAAACUGGCCAGACGUGUAAUCCUAAAGUCUGGUCUCUGCCACUUACUACACAUCUUGUUUCUUUUGUUCCAUACGGACACUGCUGACCACUCUGCCAUGUUUAUUUUAUUUGUAUUUCCUGUGUCCCAUGCAGUUUGCUGAUGUUAUCAUGUAAACAUGUCGUACACAUGUGUGUCCCACUGGAUGAAAUAUGAUGCCUGCGGUGGUCCUCCAUCAACAUUUCAGAAUAAUAGUUUUCUCCAUCAUAAGCAUAUUCUACAUACUCACUCGGGUAGUUAGAAUGAAUGUAACACACAUCUUUUGUCUUCAAGCAGGUAUAUAUAUAUAUAUAUAUUUAAAUGUAUAUAUAUAUAUUUAAAUGUAUUUAUAUAUGUAUGUAUUUUGUGUUACGGUUACCUUUUAAUUUAAAGUGAUCUAUAGAACUACCCACAAAGGAGUUAAUGAUGUUAGAGAUAACAGGAUUUGGGUAUCAGAAUUGAAAUCAUUCUCUAUGAACUCUGGUUGUAAACUCGAAAUUAGUGUUCAGGGGAUCAUUUCAAAACAGAUAUUUCUCACUAUCCCUCUUCUAAUGUCACGCAUUAUGACUGAAAUGACAUUCAGAUGUUAUUUUAGAAGUGAGGGACAAUCAGAGGACUAUAUUGGGUUCAAUACUCGUGUGUGUAUAUAUGUAUGUAUGUACAUAUAUAUGUAGGUCAUAUAUGUAUAUUCAUAUAUAUGUGUAUAUAUACAUAUGCAUGUGUGUAUAUACAGGACUGUCUCAGAAAAUUAGAAUAUUGUGAUAGUUCUUUAUUUUCUGUAAUGCAAUUAAAAAAUAUUAAAAGAAUAAAAGGCUUGCAAUAUUUCUGUUGAUUUGUAAUUAAUCCAGAAUGCAUGACAUUUUUGUUUUUUUAAUUGCAUUACAGAAAAUAAAGAACUUUAUCACAAUAUUCUAAUUUUCUGAGAGUCCUGUAUAUGUACCACUCUCUGCAGCCAUACAGCAUAUCCAUGUUUCAAGUGCCUGGAGGUGUGAUGCAAUGACAGAUAAAUGAUAUACUUUAUUUAAGAAUGACAUUUAAAAAAACACUGCAGCACACUUUAGUUUCCUUUACAAUCAUGAUACAUUGUGCAGCAUUGAAAAUGGAAUAUUAUAUAUUUUUUCUUUUCUAAAAAUAUAUUUCCAGGCAUUCUGGUUGUCCAAAAUAUAUACAACAUAUUAAAAUGUUUUUAAAGAUUG
This is a messenger RNA of Pseudoliparis swirei, 7006 nucleotides long. RefSeq names its product rho family-interacting cell polarization regulator 1-like. The record is from RefSeq and is a predicted model, not a curated record. The transcript is spliced from 25 exons. NCBI's taxonomy places the organism in Eukaryota, Metazoa, Chordata, Actinopteri, Perciformes, Liparidae. Bases 151 to 3519 code for a protein of 1122 amino acids.